Pyricularia oryzae 70-15 is the source of this 288-nucleotide messenger RNA. RefSeq lists its product as uncharacterized. The transcript is spliced from 3 exons. Lineage: Eukaryota; Fungi; Ascomycota; Sordariomycetes; Magnaporthales; Pyriculariaceae. The coding region runs from base 1 to 288 and encodes 95 amino acids. The record is from RefSeq and is a predicted model, not a curated record.
AUGUACGUAGCAUCCGUCGCCAAGAAGCAUCUAGAAGUACUUGGCUCCAGCCGUCAGGAAGGCAAGGUAUAUUACAUACAUACCUACUCGCGUCUGACGUCGACGGAAUGGACACGCGAGCGAGAAAGAGCCUGCCUAGCCUGGCCUGGCUGGCAUCGGGUGAUUCUCUCCAACGAACCCCAAACACUGGCUGCCCUCGAAACAAUCGGUCCAGAUGAACGCUGCUUAAUUGCCAGUCAUCGGAAUUUUGGCUGGUUGCUUGCGCCUCGCGAGGUCAACUUGUCAUGA